CCUUAUCAUUAUCACGUGAAAAGUUAUAUUCGGUAUAGACUAUUCCUGAAUAUUUAUGAAUAGUUGUAAAAAUUGAUGUGAUAUUUACUGUACGAGACGUGAAAUAUUAUAGUUUUCAAAAUGUUCGGCAAUGAGUGUUUAGAGAUCCACAGAAAUGUUAAAGAAGAAUCUGAUGAGCAAACCAAUUUAGCGAAAGAAAAAUCCCCACUCGUGUCAAUUUUCACAAUCGAAAGUAUUUUGGGGCUGAAUUCACAAAUUUCCAAAAACGUUACUGGAGAUAAAAUGCUUUCAACAUUAAAUAGUCAACAAGCAACACAAACGACGUCUCCAGAAUGUGUUAAAACUAGAUCAACGAAUUAUUUCCAUUAUCCUGGAAUUAGUUCUCUACAUUCUCCUGCAUCCCCCGAUCUAAUGCUUCCAAAUAAUUUACUAGGGAUCACAUAUCCAUCCUCGUGCCACGGCUAUAUCCGGCAUGACCUGUUCUCUGCGCAGCUUCAUUCUCCGGUUGGUCUAGUCUCAUGUGACGAUUUCCGUCCUCGAUACCCGUUCCUUAAUUCAGACACCCACAUAAAACGAAAAAGGCGACAUCGUACUAUUUUCACUGAAGAGCAGUUAGAGCAACUGGAGGCGACAUUCGACAAAACACACUAUCCAGAUGUUUUGCUGCGAGAAAAACUAGCCGUGAAAGUGGAUUUAAAAGAAGAACGAGUAGAGGUUUGGUUCAAGAAUCGAAGAGCUAAAUGGCGAAAACAGAAACGUGAGGAGCAAGAACAUUUUUCUAAUUUUGAAAUCAAUAACAAGAUUCGUAAGUUCAUAAACAUCCCUGUCAAUACACAAGAGAAGCUGCGAAUUCUCCAAUCCGAAAUACUUUCGAAGGAAAAAAUGCUUAAUAAGUUCGAAGAUAUGAGCAACAGCGACGAUGUCUCUGAUGUGGAAGUAGUUUGAUAAAAUUGUGACAGUAGACUAAAAACGCUUGUUUGUUCUAAAUAAUAGAAAAAACGAGUGUUUAAAACUAUAUUGUAAAUAUAUCUUAAGCAACCAGUAAUUUUCUUUCUUUCGUGUGAACUGUGUGCUAUUGUGUUUCGCCAAAAAUUAAGUCAUGCAAAUCCUCUCGCUAUCCUCUCUUUCUUGCAUUAUCUAUCUCAAAAAUUCAAUUUCCUUCUCUAUAAUUCUGUUACCAAGGGAACUGCUCCAUGGAGCUCCCCACAUAUGUGUUACGAAAAGGUUGCAGUAUACUUUUUCUCGUAGGGGAACCACGGGUAAGACGGACAGUGGAGAUAUAAUGGACAGGUGGUUGAUUCGUACAGUUGCAUUAUGAAUUUCGAAUUUCUGUUGAUGGGAACCCCUUCUACAUGCUAUUCUAUAAUAUUUAAACAAUCCUUUUGCAAUGAAUACUGGUCAAAAGUGGAAUAGGGAAACAAAAAAGCGAAAAUCAAACAUGAUUCCACGUGCGGAUGUAAUUUUUCCGGCUUCGAUAUUAAGCAUUUUGAUUGGUUGUAUUGCAAAAUUGGAUUCGCUGAUGGCUAUAUUUCGGUUUGUGAGUUGACAGAGAAGCGAUUUUAGGUAUGUACGGAAAAGUAAAUUGUUUCGUAAGUAGAAAAUUUAAAUUAUUGAAAUAAUUGCACUGGUGGGGCUGAGAUGGACAGUCACAUCCAUAAUCACAUCCAAUGCAUGAAAGAAAGUGAAGGGAACUCUUUCUUAUAUUGCUUUCUCUUUUUGUUCUAUUUCAGUUACUGGACACCCAAACACUGAGAGAGAGCGAAAUUAUUCCUCUCGCGAGCGAUAAACUUUUAAGCUUCGUAUAUUAUUAACCUGUCCAUAUUCCCUCCACUACAUGUCCAUUAUACCCGCAUCGAUAAUAUGUUCUGCUUUUCGGCUUGUUUUGAUUUCAGUAAAAAAACAUGGAAAAACUAUUUUUUAUUAAACAUUUGACCAAUAACAUGUCCGUCUUACCCCCAUCUCCCCUACUAGUUUUAGCGGCAUUGAUAGUUCACUGUUCGUUUCUAGCAGUAUAUGUUGCACUGUGGUAUUCCAUGUGCACCCCCCCUUUAUAAACGCAUUUUUUGAUACUCCUUUCGUAUUGCUUCAAAUCAUGAUCAUACCACAAGCUCCAGUGCCUACCUGAAUCAGUCAGUAAGGGAUUGAUUGAUUUUGAUUAUCCUGUAGCCUUGAAAAGUGGAAAUCCAUCAAUGGAGAGUCCUGAAAUUGAAUCCACGAUCAGUCGUUGGGUAAGGGGACAUGCAGCCAUUUAGACUACGGAGACCUCCAGUCAGGAAGGGGCUACAUCAAGUAGAAGUUCUCUUAUCCAUUCUUCAGAUCGAAAAUGCCGGUAUAAACCUAUGCGCUACAUUUCAUCAGCGCUCUCACAUUUUCCUUUAUGCAUCUGCAUCUUUAUGCAUUCCUUUGGAUUACAGCAGCUCCUGCUCUCCGUUGUAUAUGAAUCAUUCCGAUGAUGAAACAUUGAAUUUUUUUUUCAUAUUUCGCACAAAUCCCGUUUAUCUCUAACAUUGUGUACCCAAAGAGUCAAGAGAGAAUCGAAAUAUUUAUUUGCUAGUACCGAAUAAUUCGGUGCUGAGUAGAGCCUGCUUGCAUAUAUAAUACUGAAGUGACUACAUUAAGAUACAUUAAGAGUGGAGUUAACUGUCUGGAGUAAGGCCCAACAGAUAUAGAGAACAUAAAAAAUGAACAAAAAGGCAAUAAACUACGAAGUAAAAGUCUACAGCGAAUGAAAUAAAGCAAACAUUUUUUUUUCAGGAAGAUUUACGUGGGGGAAUUAAUAGUGUUGAUCCAAAACAGCCAGUCAUUUCUGUGUGUAUCUCGUCACUCAAUCGACAAUUCAAAUCUCUCAUUAAUUAUGGAAACCUGUCAGAGUUGAAGUUAUUAAUAAUUCUUUCUUUGAAUCGCGCGAAUCGUAGUUAAGUCAUUCCUAUCACAUUAUUUAAAUAACAACUUGUCAUGAGCUUACAGGAACUUAUCCUCCAUAAAAUUGGUUAUAUUGUUAACCUACUAAACAAAUAAACGUUCGAUCCAUAGAAUUUAUAAUGAUACACAGUGACGAGUAAACUAAAGUAAAAACGAUGUUUUCUUACUUUUCGGAAUUAUACGUAUAAUACGUGGGAAACGAAAACUACAUCAAUGUAAAUGUAUGUAAUUCUAAUCAAUCUUGUAUAGGCGAUUAAAUGACAAAAAAAUGUAAUGGUAAGCAGAGUUAUGUCAAAACAAACGUAUCUAGAAUCCUUCAGGGAUC
Toxorhynchites rutilus septentrionalis is the source of this 3247-nucleotide messenger RNA. Its product is annotated as homeobox protein goosecoid-like. Gene Ontology annotation, biological process: regulation of transcription by RNA polymerase II. Bases 121 to 945 code for a protein of 274 amino acids. NCBI's taxonomy places the organism in Eukaryota, Metazoa, Arthropoda, Insecta, Diptera, Culicidae. Gene Ontology annotation, cellular component: nucleus. Gene Ontology annotation, molecular function: RNA polymerase II cis-regulatory region sequence-specific DNA binding; DNA-binding transcription factor activity, RNA polymerase II-specific. The record is from RefSeq and is a predicted model, not a curated record. The transcript is spliced from 3 exons.